UGGUGUUUUAGUGGGAAGGCCUUGGUAUGUCACCUGUGCAGGGGUGGCAGGCGGCUGCACACUGAACAGACAGCUGACUUCCUUCUCGUCAGAGUGAAAAGAUGCCACAAGCUCUUCGGAUGAAACAAACAAGUUAAGCUGAAAGGGGUUUUACUUACUUUUUGGAUACUGUGAGACUCCAAAAACGGCAAAAUGCGGGACAUGCUGGUGAGACUCCACACAAUCAGUGAAGAGCAGGAGGACUAUGGGCCGGAGCUUACUGGACUUGAAUACGACGUAGACAAGAAGACUCUGACUCAAGAUGCUGUCAUUUUUGAUUACUCUACAGAAAUAGAUGAUAUCCUGGAGGAGUCGCAUUCCAUACGCAAAGAUAUAUCCAUGCUUAGUUUGGAGAUUCAGCGCCUGAGGAUCCACAAUGAGCGUUAUGGCACAACUGUGGGACGUCUCACUUUUCUGAAAAGGGACUCUGACUCCAUUGCGAGAGGAAUCCAUCAUCGAGCAGAGUCUCUGCAUAACCAAAUACAGAACCUGGGUAAAGAGUGCAGCAGACUGGAGGAGAAAAAUGGUCCCAACGUUGCAGUUACUCGCAUUGCCCGUACCCAGUAUGAAACGCUCAUCUGUUCAUUCCGUGAAGCCAUGAGUGACUACCAUAAGAUCGAGGAAAAACAGAGAGACACAUGCAGGGCAAGGUUACAGAGGCAAGCUUCCAUAAUGGGGGCAGAAAUGAGCGAGGAAGAUCUGAAUGACUUGGUGGACAAAGGUGGUGAGGGCUGGACCGAGCUGUCCCAGAACCUUUGCCAGGAUGGUAGCCGUUCAUGCCGUUCAGCCAUGGGUAACAUCAAAAGCAGACAUAAAGAGCUGAUGGACCUGGAGGCCAGACUGAAGGAGGUCCACGAACUGUUCCUCGACAUGGCCAUGCUAGUAGAAGAACAGGGUUUACUUGUUGAUAAUAUCCAACAAAAUGUGUGGAAAACAGAGGAAUAUAUUGAAGAUGUAAAUUUUAAAUUAGUUAGGGCCAAAGUUUACAAGAAGAAGAACCCUUGUUUGCAAUGUUGUCCCUGGCUACCAUGCUGGAAAUAAAGUGGAGCAUUCUAAGACUUCA
Messenger RNA from Poecilia reticulata (guppy), 1102 nucleotides. RefSeq names its product syntaxin-11-like. Gene Ontology annotation, cellular component: synaptic vesicle; plasma membrane; presynaptic active zone membrane. Gene Ontology annotation, biological process: synaptic vesicle fusion to presynaptic active zone membrane; intracellular protein transport; exocytosis. The record is from RefSeq and is a predicted model, not a curated record. NCBI's taxonomy places the organism in Eukaryota, Metazoa, Chordata, Actinopteri, Cyprinodontiformes, Poeciliidae. Gene Ontology annotation, molecular function: SNAP receptor activity; SNARE binding.